AUGAGCAAUCCAGACGCUGAGGAGCCCAAGCUGGACAAGGCUCGCCACGUCAAGUACUGGCAGCGAUGCCACAACACCUUCCUCCCGACUCCCUACACAUCCAAUGAUUCCACCAGACUCAUCUUUGCCUUCUUCAUCAUCUCCGCCCUUGAUCUCCUGUCCGUGCCCCUCACAGCUCAAGAACGAGCUGCGGCGCGAGCUUGGGUCUUGAGUCUCCAACAUCCCGAUGGCGGUUUCUGCGGAAGCCCAACCCACGCCAUUGAAGGCGACAACGCGUCCAAGGGAUCAGCAAACAUAGCGGCGACCUUCUUCGCCCUGAUACUGUUGGGCCUAGUGGCGGAGUCGGAAGAGGAGCAGCGCUCGGCCUUUGCGGGGGUGGAUCGCAAGGCGCUGUUGCUCUGGCUAAGGAAGUUGCAGAGAAGCGACGGGAGCUUUGGACAGGUGCUGUGGGAUGGGGAGCCGAUGGGGGGGAGAGACAUGCGGCAUAGCUAUCUGGCGAGCAGUAUACGAUUUAUGCUGCGAGGGCCGGUCCAGGAAGGGGAUGAGAAUUGGGUGGAGGAUAUUGAUACUGAGAGGAUGAUUGAAUAUAUCAAGAGCGUUCAGACUUAUGAUGGCGGCAUUGCCGAGUCCUCAACGGAGGAAUCUCACUCCCUGGCUUUACUUGAUCGUCAUUCUGAAGCAUUCACGCCGGGAGAAACGAAGCGGGCCCUGGACCGCGGCAUCGCAGAUCGCCCAAGUCUGUUGAGAUUUCUCGCAGCCAGGCAGUUUCCGUACUUGGCGGCGAAGGAGCAGAAGGAAGACGAAACAGUAGUAAACUAUCUCGAGGCUAAGCUGGGAGAACUGGACCUUGAUGGAGGAUUUCCGUACACUGGAUUUAACGGCAGAUGGAACAAGAAGGCCGAUACCUGCUAUACUUGGUGGGCUUGUGGCACUUUGAGGCUCCUCGAUUGCGACAGCUUUUACAACCCAGAGCCAUCUUGCAAUUAUCUACUAGGCAUUACUCAGCACCGAAUCGGCGGGUUUGGCAAGUCCGUCGGCGACCCUCCGGAUAUCUACCAUUCUUACCUUGGACUGACUACCGUGGCUUUGUUGGGUGGAUCUGAUCUCAAGGAGGUUGACGCAGGGUUCUGCUGCAGUAAAGAAGGGGCUCGUAAGAUUGAAGUGGCUAGAGAUGGGCUGCUGGAGUCUUUGAAGAAGCAGAGCGAACAGCGGGGGGGAUGGGAGGCUGAUGAGUUCUGGGGGAAGGCUGCGGAGGUGGUUAAGGUGAAGUAG
Messenger RNA from Trichoderma virens Gv29-8, 1272 nucleotides. RefSeq lists its product as uncharacterized. The transcript is spliced from 4 exons. Gene Ontology annotation, molecular function: CAAX-protein geranylgeranyltransferase activity. NCBI's taxonomy places the organism in Eukaryota, Fungi, Ascomycota, Sordariomycetes, Hypocreales, Hypocreaceae. Bases 1 to 1272 code for a protein of 423 amino acids. Gene Ontology annotation, biological process: protein geranylgeranylation. Gene Ontology annotation, cellular component: CAAX-protein geranylgeranyltransferase complex. The record is from RefSeq and is a predicted model, not a curated record.